CGCUGUAUUCAUUUCAUGUCACUUAUGUGAGAGGAAUGAGUUUUGGUUUCUAUCUCAGUCCGUUACGCAGUUUCGGACAGUAAACUAGCGAACAAGGUGUGAUGCCAGCAGGCGGAAUAUUUAAGUGUUCUUAUUUGUGAAAAAAACUGAAUAAACAUUUUAUUUUGUGUUGUGCAAACUAUUUAUUUUGUAAAGAUGGAUGUAAAACUGACCCUCUUGCUCUGGGGAUUUACUACUCUCUCUUUUUUUGCUGUGAUCCCAAUUGAGUGUCAAAAAGCCACCGAUGCCUUCAGGUGUCCACAGCAGUUCGGAUACUUCCAAGAUUCCACCGAUUGCAACAAAUACUUCAUUUGCGUGUUCGGAGAUGCCCUCCACGACAAAUGCACGCCAGGACUUUACUUCAACAGUGAUCUGCGCAUGUGCGACUGGCCCAGAAACGUCAAAAGCUGCGAAAGUAGUGGUAGUGGUUCAGUGAGCAGCGAGGAGUCGUCAGGACGACGCACCUACACUAAACCAACCAGCAAACCAUCCAGAUCUUCGUAUCGCAACAGCGACACCAUACCCAGUCUGAAUUCGAUUGCUCCGGUUCGCCCAACCAAGGACAGCAGAAUCGGGAGUCGGUAUACGCCCCCUAUCUCCCUCAGCGAGUCUUACGCCAUUCUUGUUAGAAACAAUAGCAACUUUCGACCGUCUAUGUUCAGGCCGUCUACUUAUAUGACCAGUAGAACCACUUCCAGCACCAGGCCAUACCUCUACAGCACUGGACCUCCAGCCAGCUUCAAACCUGUUUACUACAGAGUCACAUCUCCCAACCCUCAGUAUUCUUCCACGAGUGGUAAAAGAAAUCAGUAUGAUGAUGAUUACUAUGAUAAUGAAUAUGAAGACGAUGAGAGUAGCCUGGAAGAACCCCACAUCAUGGUCAACCAACAUCUCCGAAACGGUAACAACCUGUAUGUCAGACCAGUCACUGUGUCUACACUCCGUCCUAGCCCAUCUCCUAAACCCUCUUCUUCAUAUACCAUCAAGCCAUACAAUGCUAAUUCAAUGCCAAGCGUCAAACCACCUAGCUCGUCAAAUAGCGCCAAACCAUACAGCUCCUCGUACAAUCACCAACCACCUAGCUCGUCAAAUAACGCCAAACCAUACAGCUCCUCAUACAAUCAUCAACCACCGAGCUCGUCAAAUAGUGCCAAACCCCAUAGCUCCUCGUACAAUCACCAACCACCGAGCUCGUCAAAUAAUGCCAAACCCCAUAGCUCCUCAUACAACCACCAAACACCAAGUCCUACUCGCCUGGUGCUAAAUCCUCCACCCAACACCAGAAACACUAAUAGUGAAGUAAAUUAUAGUUCUAGAGAUCAGCCCAGUGCAGGUGGUUAUCCAAGUCAGCCGAGACCUUUCAGGGAAGAUUCCAGACCAUCGCACACAAGAAAUAUACGACCUGCUGCUCCAACACACGGUAGCAAUGUGAGAACUAGAACUUCAAAUAGCAAUUCUGUGUACAACUCUAAGGAUAGAGACACGCUUAACCCGAGACCUCAGACCGGAAUUCAAUCUUUGGAUGGUGGUGGUGACAGCUUGGAUGCUCAGUUUGGAACGAAUCCCAGAUCCAUCAGUCUCCCAGACAGGUUGAAUUCUUUUAUUGACAGCGACAUGAGAAAAGCCGAGAGAAACUACAAUAAACCCAAAGUGACCUCUACGAGAUAUUCCCCGCCCGUAGAAAGACCAGCCUACAAAACAGAAACUUCUCUGGAAUCAUACGAGGAAUACCCGGAGUAUUAUUAUGACGACGAAGAAUAUGACAACGAAGAAGAUGUGCAAAACAUAAGUCCUGUACCAAAAGUAGUGAUACGACUACAAAAACCUUCUUCCACAACUAGAAGAACAACAACUACUACUACAACAACAACAACACGCAGACCAACACCCAAAACCACCAAACGGGCAGCUACCACAAAACCUCCCAAACGAGGCCUUCCAUUUGGUAUCAGUAGACCAGCAACAAAAGCUCCCAUUAGAACAGGUCCUAAGCCCCUUCCCAGGCUUCCGUUUAGGCCAGAUCCAGUGUACCAGACUCCACGAGCACUGACCGUGGCUGAUAAAUGCAAUUCACGACAUUGCUUUCUGCCCGACUGUCGAUGCGCAUCCAUAGACAUUCCCGCCAAAAUACCAGCAAGGGAAGUUCCACAAAUUGUCCUCAUCACAUUCGAUGAUGCUGUGAACGACCUCAACUAUGAACUGUACGGCGAGAUUUUCAACAACCGAAAGAAUCCAAAUGGAUGUCCAAUUCUUGGCACAUUCUACGUGUCUCACGAAUGGACAGACUACGGAAUGGUGCAGACUCUUUAUUCUAAUGGUCACGAAAUGGCUUCACAUUCCAUCACGCACAGUCACCCAGAGAAGUUUUCGGUAAGUCAUUGGUCAAAGGAGAUCAAUGGUCAGCGAGAAAUCCUCCACCUUUACGGGGGUGUCAAGUUGGAGGAUAUCAGAGGAAUGAGAGCUCCUUUCCUUCAAGUUGGAGGCAACAACAUGUUUGAGAUGCUCUACCUCAACAAUUUCACGUACGAUUCUUCCAUGCCAGUGCACGAAAACAAUCCACCAUUCUACCCUUACACCCUGGACUACAACAUGGGGCACGAGUGCUCUAUACCACCCUGCCCUACAAAGUCUUUCCCGGGACUCUGGGAAGUCGGCAUGGUCAUGUGGAAUGACUAUAGAGGAGGGCGUUGUUCGAUGGGAGAUGCCUGUGCCAAUCCGGAUAACGCAGAAGACGUCUACAAGAUGCUUCUUAAGAACUUCGAACGUCACUACAAUACGAACCGGGCUCCCUUUGGACUGUUUUAUCACGCGGCCUGGUUUACAACACAGCACUACAGAAAGGGUUACUUGAAGUUCAUCGACUACAUCAACUCAAAGGACGACGUCUACAUGGUGACCAACUGGCAAGCCAUCCAGUGGAUGCGAGAUCCGACGCCUUUGUCUAAAAUCCACUCUUUCAAGCCAUUCCAGUGUCCUAAAGAUCCUGACGUACCUGGACCUUGCCAUCAUCCGAAAUCUUGCAACCUGAACUACAAAGGUGGUGGAACCCGUAAUCUAAAGACGUGCCAGCCAUGUCCUUCUACCUUCCCAUGGACCGGAAGAACUGGAUUCGAAGAAGUAUACAUUGUUUGAAGUGCUUCUUUCGUUUGAAAUUGUGAUGAUUCUUUUCUGCAAGCCAUUCGAUAUUUGUUGUUGUUUUUGUCCCACAUCAAACACACAUAAAAAAAUUUUUAUGUAAAUACAUAAAAAAAAGGAGACUAAUCUCUCAGUUAUCGUUUUCAGUAGUUGUAUUAUUGCACUUUCUUACUAUAAACAAUUUUUUUAAUGUCUGCCAUUGUAUGUUAGAUUAAUAGAAAAUACAUCCUGGUUCGUUUCAAGUUAGAGCAAUAAAUUUAUCAUUUAUUUUACCAAGAGAGUAUUAAACUACAAAAUUCCUAGCCCAGGUUUUUUAGCAAAGACUAGGAUAAAAAAAAAAGUUUCUUUAGCGUGGAAAUAUUGCCUUGCUCCAAGUGAAUAUUUUAUUGUAAGUAAAAAGUAAAGUAUCAAAGUAUGUGAUAAAAAAAAAUGUGUGCUUUUAAUAAGGUUAUUUUAAUAUUUUUGUUCAAUUUAGAUUUAGUAUUUGUAUUUUUGAUACCACUUUUUACCAGAUAAGUUCUUUCGUCAAAAAUAAAAAGUGCUUUUAAUAAGGUUAUUUUUGUUCAAUUUAGAUUUAUUUAAAGAAAUAAUUUAAUUUGUAUUUUUGAUACCAUUGUUUACCAGAUUAGCUCUUUUGUAAAAAAAAAAAAAAAAAAAUUGUGCUUUUAAUAUUUUUGUUCAAUUUAGAUUUAUUUAAAAAAAUAAUUUUACUGACAUUUUUGAUACCAUUUUUUACUAGAUUUGAUACAAUUUAAAUGAUUAUGUAACUCACACAAUAUUUUCAUAAGUACCUUGAAAAUAUGCCAUCUCUAUAUAGGAUAGAGAGAAGCAAAAAAACUUUCCUACUUUAAUAAUUACUUUUUUUUUUAAACUGAAGAAAGAAAAAAUUACUUUCAUAAGUAAGAAUCUUUAGUAAAUUAAGAAAAAAAAUACCAUAUUAACAAAGGAUAACUUUGAUCCAAUUUAAAAAUAGAACAGGAAUUAAUUCGUUAUUCAAACAUAAUGUCCAGAUUUCACAAGGUUCUUCACGGUUACGCGAUUUCCUUCUCUUCAUUACGGUGAUUUUGGCAAAUCUUGCUUCUCCCUCCGCCAGUAUAUUCUAAUUUCGUAUUGCAGUAAUGCAUCAACUAAAAGUGUUGGCAGUAGCGUAGUUUUAAUGUAUGUUCGAGGUGGGUUAUCAGUUAUGUCCUUCUAAUAUAUAUAUAAUCUUAAGCAUUAAAAUCUAAAAAAAAAAAUGAAUAUGAAAAUAUUUUUAUAACUACAUCCUACAACAGUUCAUCAAGCAAGUAAUGUUUAAUUAAUUUCGGAGAGGGUUUUGUCCCCCAAAACUACGCCACUAGGCGUUGGUGACAGCAAAAUUUGACUAAAAAAGUGGAAAAAAUCGAGUAACCUUGAGACACUUGACCCUAACCAUAAAGAAUAUCGAAUACAUUUAUUUGAUUUUUUUAAAAAAAAAAGCAAUACAGAUUAUAAACUAUUUACAACACUUUUUGAUAACAAAACUACUUUUUAAGAUAAAUACAUUUAAAAAAUAGUAAAUAGCUUCAAUCUUUUGUGAUAAGUUAUAUUUAACUAAUACAAUACUUUUUAUUUAGGCCAAACUUUGUUGUUAAUUUAUUGCACUAUCUUCUUGAAUGUGUCAUUGUAUGUUUCUGAAUGUAUAUUUUACAUAAACUGCCACAUUGUAACCACAUAAAAUUUUUUUAUCUAACUUAAUUAUCAUAUAUGCUAUGCUUAACUAAAUAUGCAAUUUGGAUGAAAUGCAGGAGAAUUUAAGGAUGGACGUACUAUGUAAGAAGUAAUUUUCGAUUCGUUGAACUUCAUUAAAGGCGGGGAAAAAACUGAAUAUUGACUAAAAUAUUUUUUCAACAAUAGUAUUAAGUGUUGGGAGGUAGUUGGUAGCAACUAUUUUAUAACUAUUAGGGAAAUUUUUUUUUCCUGUUUGGAAAUAUAUUUAGAUAAAAAAAAAAAAAGCAUUAGCAAAGAUAUUAACUAAAAAUGUCAAUUUUUAAGAGGGAAUUUUCAGCAAUUUUACAAAAAAGAAAAAAAAAAUUGAGAAUUGAUAUGUUUGUUUUGGAUAUUGUAGCAGUAAAGCAGAAAUUUUGUUGUAAGAAAUACCAUAUUUUAGCGAUAGUGAAAUCUCUAUUAGGUCAACUUCGCUAAAACUGAAGAUGUGUUCCACUUCUAUGUUUUUUUAUUAAGAAAUGUGUGAAUUAAUAAACGACCUUCGUAUGUCAGACUGUUUUACAAUUAAUAUGAAUUGUUAAUUAGAUAUAUGUAAAAAAAAAUCCUACAAUUCAAAACAAAAAUGGUUUUUUGCAUUCUCAUGUAAAUUUAAAAAAAAAAAAGCAUUGUUGAAAAUGAACUGUCUUUGUUGGCAUACACAGCGCUCAGCUGUUUAUUACAUUUUCUCCAUUUUCGGAGGACUUUUGGUGGUUUCUAAAUAAACUUUUUAUUAUUUGUUUU
Parasteatoda tepidariorum (common house spider) is the source of this 5640-nucleotide messenger RNA. RefSeq names its product Chitin deacetylase-like 5 (gene Cda5). Gene Ontology annotation, cellular component: extracellular region. Gene Ontology annotation, molecular function: chitin binding; hydrolase activity, acting on carbon-nitrogen (but not peptide) bonds. The record is from RefSeq and is a predicted model, not a curated record. Gene Ontology annotation, biological process: carbohydrate metabolic process. NCBI's taxonomy places the organism in Eukaryota, Metazoa, Arthropoda, Arachnida, Araneae, Theridiidae.